CUCUAACCCAACUGUCCUUCCUUCUUCCGCUAGCACUAGAAACCAACUCCUCCCAUCCUCGAGCGCUUGCCUUCACAUCCUAUCUCUAAUUGGGCCAAAACUUCGGCCGCGUCACUAAAUGGCUUUCUCCACCCUCUCUACCUACAGGAAUCAACUUCCUUAGGCUGGGUGAUUGCGCGCACUUCCUCUCCCCCCCCUCCCCUCUUCCGAGGCCGGAGAAAGGAGGGGGCGGGGAAAAAGGGUUACCCAGCAGCUCCUGCGGCGCCGUUCACCAUUCCUGUCCCGCUCCCUGUUUCCACGCUGUUGCAGCUUCUCCUCUUCGCGGGCGUGUGUGUCUGGCAGGGAAGAUGGAGGGGCCCUUGUCCGUAUUCGGGGAACGGACUACCGGAGAGUCUAUCCGCUCCCAGAACGUUAUGGCUGCAGCUUCCAUUGCCAAUAUCGUAAAAAGUUCUCUUGGCCCAGUUGGCUUGGAUAAAAUGUUGGUGGAUGAUAUUGGUGAUGUGACUAUUACCAAUGAUGGGGCAACCAUUCUGAAAUUGCUAGAAGUAGAACAUCCUGCAGCUAAAGUGCUCUGUGAAUUGGCUGAUUUGCAAGACAAAGAAGUUGGAGAUGGGACUACAUCUGUGGUUAUUAUUGCAGCAGAACUUCUGAAAAAUGCAGAUGAAUUAGUCAAGCAGAAAAUUCACCCCACAUCAAUUAUUGGUGGCUAUCGGCUUGCUUGCAAGGAAGCAGUGCGGUAUAUCAACGAAAACCUCAUCAUUAACACAGAUGAACUUGGAAAAGAUUGUCUCAUCAAUGCUGCAAAAACAUCCAUGUCUUCUAAGAUCAUUGGAAUUGAUGGUGAUUUCUUUGCCAAUAUGGUGGUAGAUGCAGUACUUGCAGUUAAAUAUACAGAUGUGAAAGGUCAACCUCGGUUUCCAGUAAAUUCUAUUAAUGUUUUGAAGGCCCAUGGGCGAAGUCAGAAGGAAAGUAUGCUUAUAAAUGGUUAUGCUCUGAAUUGUGUGGUGGCAUCCCAGGGCAUGCCCAAAAGAAUAGUUAAUGCAAAAAUUGCUUGCCUGGACUUCAGCCUACAGAAAACAAAAAUGAAGCUUGGUGUGCAGGUGGUUAUUACAGACCCAGAAAAACUGGAUCAAAUUAGAAAGAGAGAAUCAGAUAUUACGAAGGAGAGAAUUCAAAAAAUACUGGCCACCGGUGCCAAUGUUAUUCUAACCACUGGUGGAAUUGAUGAUAUGUGUCUAAAGUACUUUGUUGAGUCUUCAACUAUAGCAGUCCGAAGAGUUUUAAAAAGGGACCUUAAGCGAAUUGCUAAAGCAUCUGGAGCAACCAUUUUGUCCACCCUGGCUAAUCUGGAAGGUGAAGAAAGUUUUGAAGCUUCAAUGUUGGGACAAGCAGAAGAGGUAGUACAAGAAAGGAUUUGUGAUGAUGAGCUAAUUUUAAUCAAAAACACAAGAGCUCGGACGUCGGCUUCCAUUAUCUUACGUGGAGCGAAUGACUUCAUGUGUGAUGAGAUGGAGCGUUCUUUGCAUGAUGCUCUUUGUGUGGUCAAGAGAGUCCUGGAGUCAAAGUCUGUAGUGCCAGGUGGUGGUGCUGUAGAGGCAGCACUUUCCAUUUAUCUGGAGAACUAUGCAACCAGUAUGGGAUCACGGGAACAACUUGCUAUUGCAGAAUUUGCCAGAUCUCUUCUCAUUAUUCCCAACACAUUGGCCGUUAAUGCUGCCCAAGAUUCCACAGAUUUGGUUGCCAAGUUGAGAGCUUUUCAUAAUGAAGCUCAGGUUAACCCAGAACGCAAGAACCUAAAAUGGAUUGGUCUUGACUUGGUCAAUGGCAAACCUCGAGACAACAGGCAGAGUGGUGUAUUUGAACCUACCAUGGUUAAAGUUAAGAGUUUGAAAUUUGCAACAGAAGCUGCAAUUACCAUUCUUCGAAUUGAUGACCUCAUUAAGUUACAUCCAGAAAAUAAAGAUGAUAAAAGAGGAGGAGGGAGUUAUGAAGAUGCAGUUCACUCUGGGGCUAUUGAAGACUGAUGUGAUUUUCUUUAUUUAUACAUGUUAACUGAUUAGUUUCAUCCUGUACUAUUUUGUCUUGCACUUAGUGUAUAGACAUAAAAAAUACAACAGCCUGUCAUGUUGAUUUGAGUUUUUAUAAGGGAGAUGAAAGAGAAAAUAAAACAUCUUUCCUCUGC
This is a messenger RNA of Antechinus flavipes (yellow-footed antechinus), 2182 nucleotides long. RefSeq names its product t-complex 1 (gene TCP1). The transcript is spliced from 12 exons. The record is from RefSeq and is a predicted model, not a curated record. NCBI's taxonomy places the organism in Eukaryota, Metazoa, Chordata, Mammalia, Dasyuromorphia, Dasyuridae. Gene Ontology annotation, cellular component: chaperonin-containing T-complex. Bases 348 to 2024 code for a protein of 558 amino acids. Gene Ontology annotation, molecular function: ATP binding; ATP-dependent protein folding chaperone; ATP hydrolysis activity. Gene Ontology annotation, biological process: protein folding.